This is a messenger RNA of Triticum dicoccoides, 1168 nucleotides long. RefSeq lists its product as uncharacterized. Bases 299 to 655 code for a protein of 118 amino acids. The transcript has 2 exons. Lineage: Eukaryota; Viridiplantae; Streptophyta; Magnoliopsida; Poales; Poaceae. The record is from RefSeq and is a predicted model, not a curated record.
CUAAUUCCUGUCACAACCUGCAGUCCUCGUCUUCUCCGGUCGACCCUCCGCCGCUCAGACACAGACGCAUGGCCGCCGAAGAUCCCCUGCACCGCGCUACUCCCCUGCUCUCCCGCGCGUCCUCCGCCGCCGCCGCAGCUGCCUCCUCCGCCGCUCCCUUCUGCCUCGCGCAGCUCCCCUGACUCCCUUGCCUGCCUCGCGAAUCUUCCCUCUUUCACCCAAAAAAUUGUUUCUUCUUCCUCCCGCCGCGUCUCCUGCUCGCGGCCACCCCCUCCCUCCUAGCGUUGAUGGAAGAAGCAUGGCUGGCCCUCGGCCCGACGGCCGGCGACGCGACCUUCCCACCCCCGCCCCGGCCCCCAUGGCGUGGGGCGCGGCCGCGACGACGCAGCGGGAGACGGUGGCCAACAAAUCGUCUGCGCAGGCGGUGAGACGAAUCGUGUCCAGCUGCGCCAACUCGAGCGGCCUGGCCGUGGCCGUCGUCGACGCCAACGCUGUCAUCUCGGGCGGCGCCACGCUCUCCUCAACUGCGGGCCGGCUGGUCACGGUGCUCGAGGAGGUGUGCGACGCCGCGCGCCGGAGGCUCGCGCUCCUGCCCACCCCCGUCGAGACCGUCGAGCCAGCCCCUGAGUUCGUCAAGAGAGUAGGGCCAGCUUGAACCGUUUGCACCAGGAAGAAGACCGGCCCAAUGUUGAUGAAGGGAGGCAGCCUACAGGAUGCCCUGCAAAUCAAUUUUGAGCAAGGUGUGUGUAGAUUCAGAAAUGUUCAGACUGAAUGUUCACCGAAUUAGUAAAUCUUGUCUUUCCUAAAAACUGAAUUUGUAUAUUAAGUCUUUGCUAAAUGCCAGCUUCCAGAGUUUAAAUGUUCAGUCUUGUCUUCCCUAAAAACUAAAUUAGUAAAUCUUGUCUUUUCCUAAAAACUGAUCAUGUCUUCUAACAAGGUGCAUAUGCGAGUGUUGUGUUAACACUCAACACUGAAUGUUCAGUCUUGAUUUGAAUUUUCACCAAAUUUGCAAAUAUUUUCUUCCAACAAGGUGCAUAUGCCAGUGUGAACCGAACAACAAACUGAAUUACUCUGAAUAUUCGGAAAAUAUCAUGUUAGACAAGAUUGUGAAUUACUCUGAAUAUUUAUAUGGAACGGCAAACUGAAUUUUUUGACCAUUUGACUUGUU